Molecule: messenger RNA, 5208 nt
Organism: Symbiodinium natans
Lineage: Eukaryota; Dinophyceae; Suessiales; Symbiodiniaceae
Source: the annotation of a GenBank genome assembly
AUGACAUGGGAGGACAUCGAAGAGGAAGGUGAGCAUUCGGCCUCGCGAGAAGCUGAGGGAGGCAAAACGCAGAGAGGAGACCCGGCAGCGGAAAGAGGGGAGAACACGAAGGCCUCGCAUGGCGCUGAGGAAAUAAGGUUUUCGGCCUCGCAAUGCGCUGAGGGUCACAGAGGCAAACAAAAGACCAAGAGGCGUAACGCGACACCAAAAGAGCCACCAAAGGAACUGCCACAGGAGUGGCACAUGCUAUGCCAAGUGGUGGGUCAAUAUGAUGCUCCCAGUGAGGCUACCGCACUCGAAGCCAUUGAAAAACUGGAAGAGCAAGAUCUAAACCCGCUGCAACAACGAGCAUGCCACGAAGUGCUCCGUUCCUUUGUGGAGAAGGAUGCACAAUAUGCCAAAUGGAUCCUGGAAGACGUGGCCAGGGGGUAUCGCCAAGGGGAUACGGCCGCAUGUAUCAGGAUUACGGCGGCUAACAUCACCAGCUGGAGAAAACCCAUUGCGGCAUGGAUACACGAGCUAGGACCGGACCUGGUGGUGCUGCAGGAAACCCAUCUCAGGACAGAGGGUAUCCAGCAAGCCAUGAGCCAUUGCCAGGAUAUGGGAUCUACCUUCAUUGGCAUGCCUGGCAGUACAAAAAUUAAGGGUGUGCAAGGAGGCCUGGCAGUGGCGGCACCCCGACACAGGAACCUGCGAUACCUUGCUGAGUUUGGUUCAGGACCCGCGGGCUUCCUGGCAUGUGCCAUGCGAAACAAAGGCUGGGAUUUGAUCAUCGUCAGCCUGUAUUUGGAGAGCGGAGUCGGAUUCCAGGCUCCAAACAAUGUCCAGGUACUGGCGAGACUGAUAGCCUUCCUCAAAGGCUGCAAAGUGCCAUACAUGGUGUUAGGAGAUUGGAAUGAAACCCAGGAUACCAUGAGGGGCACAACUAUGGCGACAGAAGUUGGUGGUGCAUUUGUUGGAGUGGGGGAACCAACGGCCCAAGGAUCGGACGAAAUCGAUUACGGGCUGGUUGCGAAAUGCUUGGUGCCCAUCCUGCAAGUGAAAACGGAUUGGGAAACCCCUUUUCGGCCUCAUGCUGCGAUGCAUUGGAGGGUAGCCCAACCGUGCAGUAGCCCUGAUGUUCCCCAGAUGAAGAAGGCGGGAGCACUGGUGACGGAGACUGUGGAAUACGAACCAGUUCAAAACACAAAGACCAUCAACAUCUUGGAUGAACCCAAGAUGGAAGAUGAGCUCAGUGAGACAUUCGCUCACCUGAGUGCCGGUGUGGAGAGGUCGAUCACAGGCCGAAUCGACGGUAUGGGUGUUAAAUCGGAGAUUGUCCGGAAGAAGUUGGUGGUCAACAACCCGGAGAACGUUGUCUGGACAGGCAAGAGGGCGGCCUUUUGGAACCGGGUCCAACAAUGGGUCAAACAAGGCAGACAUCAUGGCGAUGCGCACCCGGUGGCGCGUCUGGUCCAACGCAGGCUCGGCGAGUAUUACGAGGGUGAUGCGCAGAACCAGGAGGAUAUGCUCGUGAGUAUCCUGGGCCGGGGUACGGACGCUAGACUUGUUCUGAAGCGCAUCGACGAACAGCAAUGCUACGCGAGAAAGGCGGAUAUGGAGGAGACAGCCCACCAGUACAAGCAAUGGCUCAGCAAGGCCAUGGAAAAGGGCAUGCGACCAUUAUACAAUGCCUUGCGAAAAGAAGAACAAGUGGUACAAAGACCCUACAUGGAAUAUGACAUGCUGGAACGGCCACACAUUCGCCGAGACCACUGGGCGGCAGUGUGGACGAAGGGCCAGCCGUUGGCAAAAUCGGCCUCGCUCAUGACGGAGCUUGAGGAUGCAGCCAAAAAACAAGCGGCCAGCGUGGAGCCGCUGAACACUGUAGAGGUCAAGGCAAGGAUCAAAAAACUGGCACUAAAGAGCCCGGGGCCGGAUGGCUGGAGGAUUGACCAUUUGCAGGCCAUGGACGACAAAGCAGUUGAAGCCGUUGUGUCCUUCUACCAUGAAUGUGAGGCCAAGGCAGCAUGGCCGCAGCAAAUGACAGUCUCCCUUAUAGCAAUGCUGCCGAAGAAUCUGACCCGGGAAAGACCAAUCGCCUUGCUACACAUCCUGUACAGGACCUGGGUCCGUUUGCGAUGGGAUUUGGUAAGUACUUGGCAGGCAGGCUAUGCCAAAAAUGCCACGUACGACAAGGCAGUCCCAGGCAGUUGCUGCUUGGACGUGGCCGUAGGCAGACUGCUGCGAAAUGAGGUGGCGAAGACAAAUGGUGUGCAUGUGGUGUCACUCUUUGUGGACCUUGAGUCCUUUUUCGAUACCAUCCAAUUUCAGCAACUGAUCACGGCAGCAACGGCCCUGCAAUAUCCACCGCUAAUCCUGAAGAUGGCACUGGAAGUGUACAUGGGUGCCAGAUAUUUGGUGGCGGAUGGGGUGCUAUCGGCAGGCAUCAGAGCUACGAAUGGCGUGCAAGCGGGUUGCCCAGCGGCGCCAUCGUUGGCAAAGGUGGCAUUGCACCCGGUGAUUGAUAAGAUCCAAAGGCGAAGAGAUGUGACAAAUGUGGAUUGUUGGUUGGAUGAUGUCUCAAUUGACAUCCAGCAUAAAUCCUUUAAACAAGCGGCGGAUAGUGCGAUACGAGUCUACCGCAGCUUAAAGGACGGGAUGGACGCCAAUGGUUUCACGAUUUCAUCCAAGAAGACAGGGUUUGUAGCCAGCAGUACCCAGGCGAGCAAGCACCUGCGAGGACUACUGUUACCGCAUGAGCCGCAAGUGUACGACGUGAUGCGUGACUUGGGCGUCGACAGUACAGGUGGGAGAAAGCGUCGCUUGGUGACGUCGGCCACGCGGGCGAAAAAAGCACACGCACGACAAAGCAAGCUGUCCAGGCUGGGGCCGCCGCCCAGCACUAAACUCCGCGUGGUUAAGGCUGCGAUCACAUCCGUGGCUCUGUGGGGGCACCCAUCAGUGGGGGUAUCACCCAAAAGAAUGAAAUGGCUCCGUACAGUGGUUGGAAAACACCUGGGCAAAUACAAGCUUGGUAGUUUGGAAACCAUUUUGGACAUGGGAGCCAAGAAAUGCCAGGAUCCGAAGAGCACAAUCCACAAGCAGCAUUUCAAGGUGGUGGCUAAAGUUUUCCGUGCAUGGAUUGGUGGCGGAAAAGCCCACUUUGACUUGGCCUGGAAAACCACUUGGAAGAGGUUGAGUGCGGCCAAACACCACUGGCCACUGGUCACGGGACCGAUGGCAGCAACCAUGGCGUACUUAAUGGAUCUGAAGGUGGAUGCCAGUGACCCAGGCAAAUGGAAGAGAGGAAGUGUCCUCAACGUUGAUUGGACCCAGCCACGCAUGGGUAGCCUCGCCUACAAAUGGCUUGAGGGAUUCCUGGAGGAACAGAAACGGGCUGCAAUAGCGCGACAGGCAGGUGGCGCUGGUGCCCAAGAGGGGCUGGAUUGGACGCCGCAUCACAAGCUGACGAAGCUGGGAGGCCUAAGCCCAGGCCUUAUGGAAGGUAUAAAGUCAGUGUGGCACGCGGGCGUCAUCACGGAGUCCAAGCCUGGAUGGUGCAAGAAGUGCCAAAUGCCAGCAACUCUGGAGCAUGUCCUCAAAGAAUGUCCUUACUGGCGUGAACAAGGGUUCAAAGAACCCAAGCUCCAGGAAUACUUGCGCCACAAAUACCCAUGGGAGUGUCUGUGGACAAGGGCACUCCUGCCAAAGCCGGCGGUGUGGCACCCGAAGCCGCCGGAACACCUUUUAGGUCUGCGCUACCAAGGAUGCUUCGCAGCAGAUGCAAAAGUGGAAGCGGAAGGCUUGAUCUUCGCCACUGACGCAAGUGGAGGUCCAGGAGGAAUAGACCCACGUGUACAAACAUCAGCCCUCGCAGUGGUGGCUAUGUCCUGGACAAAAGGUGUGCUGGUGGAAGUCGGACGGAUUACAGAGCUGGUCUACCCGUGGCAGCCGGUGGUGGACAUGGAGCGCCGUGCACUUUUCCGACUAAUGGAGCACACGGAGGAUCUGAUUGAUGUCACUAUGGAUUGCAAGCCGGCAGUCCAAGCGCUACAAAAAACACAACCGCCGGAGGAUGACCUGGAAUGGAGCAAAGUGUGGAAUGACAGGAAACGUAUCAAGGCAACAUGGGUCCCGUCCCACAAAACUGAAGAGGAAUUCCUGGCGAAGAUGGGGCCGGGCACGUUGUGGCGACGUGCAGCGAAUGACAUGGCAGACAAAGUAUGUGGAGCAGUGGCGGCGGCUGCUUACAGCCCAGCGCACAAGAGGCGUGUCAAAGAGUUGGACAAUGUGGUGCGCACACUUUCCCUGGCGUACGGUGCACGCGCAGCCCACAUAUUGCGGAAGCGCAAAGAAGAAGACUUCCCCUUCAUCCUGGACCAUGCGCAUUACAAAGAGAAGAUGGAAGUGGUAUUGGAGCAGUACUGCGUCAACCAGCCGGAGGCGCGUGUGCGGGAAGAGUGGGGAAUCGGCCGGACAAAGGCAAAGGCAAAGGCAAGCACAAGCAGCAGGAUGAGCCCAUGCGAGACCGUUCCCCGCUUCGACAGGCCAGACACCCGGAACAGACUUGGGAUAGGGACGAGGCGAGUGCUUCGGAACCUCCUGCGGGUCCGGUACGCCUACGGGAGAGAGGAGAAGAAAGUGCGGCCUCGCACCAAGCUGAGGGUGUUGAUGAAGAGGAAGACGAAAGCCAGCCUCGUACAGUCACGCUGGCAGAAGGACCAGGAGCUGGGCGUACUCGAAGAGGAUAUGCUCUGGAUCGGCUGUGGGACCCUGUGGGCAGGAUGGAUUAAAGUCCUUUUCGACGAGGCGGUGGAGGGCCACUACCACCACUACUUUUAUGGAAGUAUCAUCCGCAGAGCAGAACUGUUCAACCCAUGGUGGCAGGAACAUCGUCAAGAAGCCGGGGUCCUCAGACAGUCCCUGUUUUACCUGGUGGCUAUAACGUCAUGGCUGACCAUGCAAGGGGUUGCUCUAUCGGAUAUCACGGUGAGCAACGUUGGGCGCGACCCGAUGUCAGGAUCGCUACCACGGGCAGUGUUCUUUGACACGGCUGAGUGGUCGACGCUGCAGGAGGAGAAAUACAAGCUAUCAUGCGGCCUCGUACGCAUCCUGGAGAAAUAUGACGAGGAGCUACUGGCAACCAUACGUGGAUUGGUCAGAACGUACGACGGAGAGAUCCAGAAAAUCACGUUGGGCAUGCCGUAUGACGAAGCGGAUGAGUGA